UGACAAUGUGAGUGAUAGAUGGGUCGAUGCAAUUGCUACCCGAUUGCCACUCAUGGUGGCUGUUUGUUAGCGCCAAAAUUCAGACAGAGAAAGAGUGGAUAAGGUUGGUUGGUUGGUUUACUAACUUGGGAAAAAACGAUGAAUGAAUAAGGAAAUGCGAGAAGACGAGAAAACGACAAAGCCAUUCUUUUAGCGGGGCGUGCUACCAAGUACCAACUACUCGUUUCCAUCGUUAUAUAAAAUCAUCACCGACAGUUGGAGAAAGAACAGAGAGCGGAAGAGAGGGAGAGUUUCACUCACGGCAGCGAAAUCACUGACGGGUAAGUAAGUAACUAUGGAGGCUUUGGUGUGCAAGAAACUCGGCGAUCCGUCGACGGCAGCCGGCGGUGAUUCACCGAUCGUUCUGAGCAAGAAUCACCCGGUUCCGCCGCUUGGCUCUCCCACCACAGUUAGAGUCAGGGUUAAAGCCACGAGCUUGAACUUCGCCAAUUACCUUCAGGUUCUCGGGCAAUACCAGGAGAAGCCUCCGCUGCCGUUCAUUCCAGGCUCCGAUUACGCCGGCGUCGUCGACGCCGUCGGUUCCGGUGUGUCCCUUUUCAAAAUCGGAGACCAUGUUUGCUCCUUUGCCUCCCUAGGAUCCUUCGCCCAGUUCAUCGUCGCCGAUCAGUCCGAACUGUACCUGGUGCCAAAAGAAUGCGAUCUGGUGGCUGCCGCUGCUCUUCCGGUGGCUUUUGGAACCUCUCAUGUUGCUCUUGUUCACAGAGCUCAGCUGGGUUCUGGCCAGGUUCUUCUGGUUCUUGGAGCAGCUGGAGGUGUUGGCCUUUCUGCUAUCCAAAUUGGCAAAAUUCGUGGAGCUAUUGUUAUUGCUGUUGCUAGGGGAGAGGAGAAGAUUAAACUUCUGAGGUCGAUGGGAGUUGAUCAUGUCGUGGACUCGACUAAAGAAGGUGUUACCGCGAGUGUCAAGAACUUUCUCAAGUCGAGGAAGCUCAAAGGGGUGGACGUUCUGUAUGAUCCAGUUGGUGGGAAGCUUACGAAAGAGAGCUUGAAGUUUCUGAAUUGGGGUGCACAGAUUCUGGUUAUUGGUUUUGCCAGUGGUGAAAUACCCCUCAUUCCUGCCAACAUUGCCCUUGUCAAGAACUGGACUAUUCAUGGACUUUACUGGGGAAGCUACAAGAUACAUAGACCACCUGUUCUUGAAGAUUCUCUCAAGGAGCUUCUCAGCUGGAUGGCUCGGGGACUCAUCACUAUCCACGUUUCUCAUACUUACAGCCUCUCAGAGGCCAGCCUUGCUUUUUCCGCAAUCAAAGAGCGAAAAGCCAUUGGGAAAGUGAUGAUUACCAUUGAUGAUGCACGCCAUUCAAGAUCAAAGCUUUGAAACAUUAUCAACCACGUGCUGAGCUCGUCUGGUGAAGCAACAACAUACAGAAUCUUGAGAGCGGAAUACAAUCAUCCAUCAUCAGAAGGGAAACCAACCGCCAACUUUAUGCUCGAAGUUAAUUGGAAGAGUAGUAAGCAGAUGUAAAAUGAUGUGAGUGAAUGAAAAAUUGAGGUGAAUGAACAAACCUUUAUACACAGCGAAGAGCAGAACGGCACAGACUAGUUCGGAAAGAAAGAAAAAGGAGAUGGAUAAGAAGGAAAUAUAGACAUGGGAACUUCUGGCAGUUGGUUCUAUCUUCGGCAACAAUGAAUGAACUGCGAGCUGCUUUGUUCCCUUUAAUUGCUUGAAAAAUGCCUCUUGUUGAUAAGGCAUUCAGUCAUGUUGUUAGCUGAUAGUGAUCACAGACUGGUCUUUGUUCUUUUUUCCUCCUGUUGGAGGGUUAUUCAAUAAAUUGAGAGACUGCAAGUCUGCAACGGCCCGAACGGUUCAACCCGUAGAUCCACUUAUCGAUGACCGGUCCGAUAUGAUUCCAGCUAUCAAUGCAGUCAAAAUUGCGAUUUAAAACUUAAAAGCUUACAGUUUACGCUUUUAGGUCACCAAAACGCUUUCGUUUCCAUAUAGAAACUUUAGUGUAUAAAAUCGGACUAAAUUGCACUUUAAAGCUGAAAAGCUUACGCUUCGACGCUUCUAGUUCACCAAAACGCUUUACGCUUUUACGUUUUUAGUUCACUAAAUGGGCAUUCUUUUCAUGAAAUUAAUUAUAAAAUAUAUAUAUUUAAAGGUAAACCACCAACAUUUUUUAUCUCAAUAGAGUAAUUUAAUUCACCAGCUAGACUCUUCCCAAAAUCUUUAAGAAAGGAAAGUGGCUUAUUGUUAAGAUUAUGUUUAUGAGCUUAUUAUUAAGAGGCUAUAAGUUGCUCUACUUUAGGCAUGACUUGCAGAUAUAGGUGGCAAAUGGAUUGGAUUCAUGGAUUGGUGGAUUGGAUUGGUGUUCAUGGAUCAAAUGGAUUGGAUUAAGUGGAUUGGUGGAUUAUCCAUGAAUCUAAAUGACAUCCUCAACCUUGGACCAAUAUGUAAAAUGUAAAAAGUUUAGUUACCAAAAUGUCAUAACAAAAAAUUUAGGUACCAAAAUGUAAUUUUUCAAUGAUAUUUUUUGCAGUGUUAUUAAAGUCGAACCGAGCCGCUCGGCCCGACCGGUAAAACCGUCACCCGUUCACAAAACCGGCUCGGAACAGUCUAUAAGCCACUCCGGUUUUAUGUAGCGGUUGGCGAGCGGCCGAGGCGGUUAACCGUUCGAGCCGAUCGAGCCGCUCGUCCGGUUUUUGCCAUUCAGCCACUAAAUUUAAUUAAAAAAAUUGUCGAAGAUUGAAAAUUGAAAUAAACCAAAAACGUCAGGCUCUCAAAUUGAAUCCUUAUUUCCAUUUCACAAUUUCGAAGGAAAUAGAUGAGCUCUGAUUAAGAAAUGUCCACUAUUUAUACUGAUAACGUUUAUUAGAUACCGGUUCUCUAACGGUUUUUAAACGGUCUAAUGUCGGUUGGACCGCUAAAGUGCGAGCCGUUCGCAUUACCGGGUCAUGCUCCGGUUCGGUUAUGACAACAUUGAUUUUUUGUCUAAAAAAUUAAAUUUUGGGUACAAAAAUGUAAAAUAUAAAAAGCGUAGAUACCGAACCGUAAUUUGCCAUUUGGAUUCAUCAAUCAAUCAAUGAAUCCACCAAUCCAAUUGGAUUUGGAUCAAAUGGAUUGGAUUAGGUGGAUAUUUAUAAUGGAUUGGUGGAUUGAUUUGAGAAUUGUCACCUCUAAUUGCAGAUAUUUAUUAACUUAUCUAAAUUUUGUGUACUCGUAUAUUUUUUUAUGAAUGGGUGGGAUUUUAUUCAUCUAUACAAUCAAUACACUGUCUUACUUUUA
Molecule: messenger RNA, 3283 nt
Organism: Linum trigynum
Lineage: Eukaryota; Viridiplantae; Streptophyta; Magnoliopsida; Malpighiales; Linaceae
Source: the annotation of a GenBank genome assembly